AUGGAUCCUCCUAUCAAGAAGAGGGCUCAGAAUGCGGAAGAGAAGAAGUAUUUGAAACAAAGAAUAGCCAGUGAUGCGGGAUCCAUCACUGACUAUUUCUUUCCCCUCCGCUAUCCCAUCAAGCUGCUCGGAGACAUAAUGGCAGCCAUUUUCCGCCUCGCCAGCCCCUACACGCCUAAUCUUAUCCCCCUUGCCGUAUUUCUGCUGUCAAUACCUAUAAUCAUAUUUCUCUCGUUCUCUGCUGGUUGGCUCGUGUGGAGGAGCGUUGCGAUAGCUUGGGAAGUCGAUCUUCCUUUGCAGUUUGGAGAUGGGUUUUCUCCGUAUGCGGAGGUCGCUUUGCCGAACAUCAUUACGAGACAACCCUAUGACAUAUCUGUGCAUCUGGUAGUUCCCGCUACGGAGCCAAAUUUCAACCUUGGGAAUUUUAUGACAACCUUGACGCUAGCUACAUCUUCCAAUAGGACCUUAGCACACAUUCGAAAGCCCUCUAUCAUUAUGCCGCGGCCGUCUGUGCCUUGGUCCUUCUUGUCCAAUUGGCCAGGCACUGUCGAUCUCAACAUACCCCUGCUAUCAUCGUUCGCCUUUGAUGUCACUCGUGCUACUGCAAAAGUCGAAUUCGGACGUAGAGACCAUUGGAGGAGUUUAGGCAAUGGAGCUUUCCUUUUUAUCUCCUUCGUUAUACUUGCCUCAUGCCUCCUUCCUGCACUCGAACUCCGCUUUAACAGUGACCCCCAUUUGCAUGAUUCUCCGCCGCGUAUGCGUAGGCGGCCCCGUCGUCGUCCUAGUACAAGCACGUUAGAGACUGAUGAAGUUCGUGCCCGAAAGGCAAGGGCUCACAAACGAAGUAGGAGUGCUAGUGCAGCCCAACAGCGCAUGAAUGUUGACGAUAAGCCGCCGCUGAAUAUUCAGCCGAAGUUGGAACCUGAGUAUGACCUCGAUCCGCUGGAUCCGGAGUUCGAUAUAUCUCUAGGUCUCUACACGGACUCACAAACUGAUAUAAAACUGGAUGAACAGUUCGAGCUCGAGCGUAGUUCAGGAGAGGAUUACGCAUACCCUCUUCCACUUGCUGGGCCGUCGGAUUCACACGAGUUUGAACCAGAGUUUCCGUUACGCCGCCGACGUUCGUUUCGGAGACGGUCUUUGACGAAUCCCAGAGAUGACUUUGAUGCAUGA
Fibroporia radiculosa is the source of this 1173-nucleotide messenger RNA. RefSeq lists its product as uncharacterized. The record is from RefSeq and is a predicted model, not a curated record. Gene Ontology annotation, cellular component: endoplasmic reticulum membrane. The transcript has 5 exons. NCBI's taxonomy places the organism in Eukaryota, Fungi, Basidiomycota, Agaricomycetes, Polyporales, Fibroporiaceae. Gene Ontology annotation, biological process: lipid droplet organization; lipid storage. Bases 1 to 1173 code for a protein of 390 amino acids.